Messenger RNA from Lactuca virosa, 1077 nucleotides. The record is from the annotation of a GenBank genome assembly. NCBI's taxonomy places the organism in Eukaryota, Viridiplantae, Streptophyta, Magnoliopsida, Asterales, Asteraceae.
AUGUUUGAAGAAAAUCAAAUUCCGACGAUGAAAAGCGCCAUAGAGGAGGCGAAGGAAGGGAUAUUCUCUGCCGUCGAUUCCCUCUUAUCAAAAACCCAAAUACAGCCGGAGGAAAUCGACGCGGUGAUCGUUACCUGUGGAUGUUUUUCACCCUCCCCUUCUCUUUCCUCUCUUAUUAUGAAUCACUACAAACUCAAACCCGAUGUGAAAACAUAUAAUCUUAGCGGAAUGGGGUGUAGCUCCGGCGUUAUUUCUAUUGAUUUAGCUGCCCAAAUCUUACGUGGGGGUGGCCGGAAAAUCAAGAAUGUUCUGGUUGUUAUUACCGAGAAUAUUACGCUAAACUGGUACGAAGGUGAAGAAAGAUCGAUGUUGGUAACCAACUGCAUCUUUCGCGUUGGCUGUGCGGCGGUGAUGAUUACCAACGACCCAUCCCGCCGUUCAUCGGCGAAAAUGGAGCUUACCCACUCUCUCAGAACCCACCACGGGGCCGACGACUCCGCCUAUCAUGCUGCUUUCCAAGAGGAAGACGUCAAAGGCGUCACCGGAAUUUCUCUCACCAAAGAUUUAAUACGAGUCGCCGGCGUAAACCUCCGGGAACACAUCAAAAUCCUCGCCCCAAGGGUUCUGCCUCUGAAUCAGCUCGUGACUUAUGUGUACUCGGUGGUGGCGACGACUCUCUCCGGCGGGCAGUAUAAGCCUGUGAUGCCGGACUUUACGGCUGCGUUCGAGCAUAUCUGUGUGCAUACAGGCGGGAAAGCAGUUAUCGAGCAAGUUGGACGAGUCAUGAAAUUCAGUGACUCAGUGACUGAACCGGCCAGGAUGACUUUGAACCGGUUCGGGAAUACUUCGAGUAGCCUAGUGUUUUACGAGUUGGCUUAUUUUGAAGCCAAAGGAAGGGUAAAAAAGGGAGAUAAAAUGUGGAUGAUAGCGUUUGGAACCGGGUUCAAGGUGGGAAGCUUAGUCUGGAAAUGGAUAAAGGAUUCGGAAUCGGAGUUCGAUAACCCAUGGAAUGAUUCCAUAAACAAAUACCCAUUGAAAAUUUGGGUAGUAAAAUUGGUUUUUGGGAAUUCAGAUUAA